Molecule: messenger RNA, 1797 nt
Organism: Hordeum vulgare subsp. vulgare (domesticated barley)
Lineage: Eukaryota; Viridiplantae; Streptophyta; Magnoliopsida; Poales; Poaceae
Product: aminotransferase ALD1 homolog
Exons: 7
Coding region: 221-1579 (452 amino acids)
Biological process (GO): systemic acquired resistance, salicylic acid mediated signaling pathway; L-pipecolic acid biosynthetic process
Cellular component (GO): chloroplast
Molecular function (GO): pyridoxal phosphate binding; L-lysine:pyruvate alpha-transaminase activity
Source: RefSeq, a predicted model, not a curated record
AAAACCCAGCGUUGCUCGCAUUGUUCUCUUGCCAGUUGCCACCUUUGGUUGGUUAAUCGUGUCUGCUCCUCCAGCUCUAUAGACACACUCCGGAGCUCCAUUGCUUCUUGCCUUGCCUCCUAGAGCUGCCUACCUCUUGCUGCUGCUAGCAAUAGAACCUCGCACCAAGAGGCUCUCUCUGACUACUAGUCCAACGUUUCUGCUCCAACAUCGAUCGAUCAUGCCGACCAACAUGAUCUCCAAGGUGCUUGAGAAGCAGGCUGGCCUUCCGCUGGAUGUUGCACCUCCUGCAAAGAAGGGACCAGCUUCUCGGACGAGCGUGCUUCGCAAUCCAAACAUGGAGAAGCUUCAGAACAGCUACUUGUUCGCGGAGAUUAGCAUGAGGCGCGAAGCACACCAGAAGAAGUACCCAGAGGCCAAGGUCAUCAGCUUGGGCAUCGGCGACACAACCCAACCCAUACCAAGCAUCGUCACAUCGGCUAUGGCCGAGUACGCGCAUGCGUUAUCAACUCCUGAAGGGUACCAAGGCUAUGGGCCGGAGCAAGGCCAGCAGUCGCUGAGGAAGGCCAUUGCUGACGUGGUAUACCCAAACAUGGGGAUACGAGACACCGAGGUGUUCAUCUCCGACGGGGCACAGUGCGACAUUGCCCGCCUUCAGAUGAUGUUCGGGCGGGACGUGACCAUCGCCGUCCAGGACCCCACCUUCCCGGGGUACGUGGACAACGGCGUGAUCAUGGGGCAGACGGGGGCGGCGGCGGCGGACGAGGAGUCCGGCGGCAGGUACGCCGGGAUCGAGUACAUGCGGUGCGCGCCGGAGAACGGCUUCUUCCCGGACCUGUCGCGCGUGCGCCGCACCGACAUCAUCUUCUUCUGCUCGCCCAACAACCCCACGGGCCACGCGGCGUCGCGCGGCCAGCUGCGGCAGCUCGUCGACUUCGCGCGCCGCAACGGCUCCAUCAUCGUCUUCGACUCCGCCUACGCCUCCUACGUCUCCCCCGGCGGCGACGGCGGCGAGGACGACGACAAGCACAGCAAGCCCCGGUCCAUCUACGAGGUGCCCGGCGCGCGGGAGGUGGCCAUCGAGAUCUCCUCCUUCUCCAAGUUCGCCGGGUUCACGGGCGUGCGGCUCGGCUGGGCCGUCGUCCCCGACGAGCUGCUCUACGCCGACGGCACCCGCGUGGCCCGGGACUUCGACCGCGUGGUCACCACCUGCUUCAACGGCGCCUCCAGCGUGGCGCAGGCGGGCGGGCUGGCGUGCCUGGCGACGGCGGAGGGCCGCGACGCCGUGGCGCACGUGGUGGCCGGGUACAAGGAGAACGCGCGGGUGCUGGUGGCCACCUUCCAGGCGCUGGGCAAGGAGGUGCACGGCGGCGACGACUCGCCCUACGUCUGGGUGCGCCUCUUCCCCGGCCGCCGCUCGUGGGACGUCUUCGCCGAGAUCCUCGAGAAGACGCACGUCAUCACCGUCCCCGGCAGCGGCUUCGGCCCCGGCGGCGAGGGCUUCGUCAGGGUCAGCGCCUUCAACAGCAAGGACAGGCUCGUCGAGGCAUGCGCCAGGCUCACCACCUUCCUCGCCUAACAUACGCCGACGCGUAAGCAGUUUAUAUGUAUACUGGCUCCAUGUAUACGUGCUGGACAAUCAUUUAUGUAUGCUCUAAAGCUCAUUGGAGUAUAUAUAUAUGGAACAAUAAUGGCAACAUUUAUAUAGUCUAAAAAGCGCACUCAUCUUCUCAAAGAGUGUGUGUGUUUACAGUUUACGCUUACAUAUACUCAUACACGAAUCCCUCAAAAGAAAAA